AUGACCAACCAAGUGGACAUUAAUAUUCUGGACAGAAGCCAACUGAGCCUUGAGCGACUGCCAAAGCCUUGCUGCUCCAAUCGAUGCAAUUGGCUGAGACAUCACCUGCUUUUGCUGUUAACAGUUCUUGGAGUCCUUUUUGGAGCAUUAUUUGGCUGCCUGUUACGGCUGAUACCAGGGCUAAAUUCUGACAUUGUGAUGCUAAUAUCAUUCCCAGGUGAUAUCCUUAUGCGGAUGCUGAAGAUGCUUAUCUUACCACUCAUUAUAUCAAGUCUAAUUUCAGGUCUAGCUGGUCUUGAUGCCAAGUCCAGUGGAAGGAUGGGCACUCGAGCUAUGGUCUAUUACAUGUCCACAACAAUAUCAGCAGCAGUUCUGGGUGUGAUCCUUGUACUCUCCAUACAUCCAGGAAAUCCCAAGCUGAAGAAACAGGUCAGCAUAGCUGAAAAGAAUGAAGAUGUGUCCAGUAUGGAUGCCUUUCUUGACCUCAUCCGAAAUCUCUUCCCUGAGAACCUCGUACAAGCUUGCUUUCAACAGGUACAAACUGUCUCAGUAAAGGUGCCUGCCACACCUGUGGGAGAAAUAAAAACAGAAAACAUUAGCCAGCUACUGGCAGCCAACUUUUCUGUAGCAAACUUCAGUGAUGAAAAAAACAAGGAAGUCAUAAUGGCCACCAAGAAAAAAUUGGAGUUUAAAGGAGGCAUGAAUGUCCUUGGGCUUAUCGGAUUCUUCAUUGCCUUUGGCAUUGCUAUGGGAAAACUUGGUGAGCAAGCAAAAAUUAUGGCUGACUUCUUCAACAUACUGAAUGAAAUCAUCAUGAAGCUGGUCACCAUGAUCAUGUGGUACUCUCCUUUGGGUAUUGCCUCAUUGAUUUGUGGAAAAAUUGCUGGUAUUGGAGAUCUGGAAAUGGUUGCUAAGCAACUGGGAAUGUACAUGGUGACUGUAAUGAUUGGUCUGGCUGUUCAUGGACUUAUCGUUUUGCCAUCCAUUUUUUUCAUUGUGACAAGGCAAAAUCCAUUCAUGUUCUAUGCAGGAAUAUUCCAGGCCUGGAUCACGGCCUUAGGAACUGCAUCAAGUGCAGGCACUCUCCCAGUAACAUUCCGCUGCUUAGAAGAGAAUCUGAAGAUUGAUAAGAGGGUAACAAGGUUUGUACUCCCGAUCGGGGCCACCAUCAACAUGGAUGGGACUGCACUUUAUGAAGCUGUGGCCGCCAUUUUUAUUGCACAGAUGAAUGGGGUGAAACUGGAUGCAGGACAGAUUGCAACUGUAAGCUUAACAGCCACAUUAGCCAGUGUUGGAGCCGCGAGCAUUCCGAGUGCUGGUCUUGUAACGAUGCUUCUUAUUCUGACUGCUGUGGGACUACCAACUCAGGAUAUCAGCCUUCUUAUAGCAGUCGACUGGCUUCUGGACAGAAUGAGAACUUCUAUAAAUGUUGUGGGAGAUUCAUUCGGGGCCGGAAUCGUAUACCACCUUUCAAAAGCAGAGCUUGCUGCGUUUGAUGCACUACAUAGUAACAAAACUGACCUGGAGAUGGUAAAAAUUCACCUGGACCAUGAAGGCAUAAAGAACCAUAUAACCGAUAGUCUGAAUGUCCUUCCCUUUUCAGGUUACUCCUCAGUUCCUACAGAUGACUAUGAGGAAAUGGUAAUAUUGUGCAGAUGGACACAUUAA
Messenger RNA from Protopterus annectens (West African lungfish), 1668 nucleotides. Its product is annotated as excitatory amino acid transporter 2-like. The transcript has 10 exons. Gene Ontology annotation, cellular component: plasma membrane. Gene Ontology annotation, biological process: L-glutamate transmembrane transport. Gene Ontology annotation, molecular function: L-glutamate transmembrane transporter activity; glutamate:sodium symporter activity; neutral L-amino acid transmembrane transporter activity. The record is from RefSeq and is a predicted model, not a curated record. The coding region runs from base 1 to 1668 and encodes 555 amino acids. NCBI's taxonomy places the organism in Eukaryota, Metazoa, Chordata, Ceratodontiformes, Protopteridae.